This is a messenger RNA of Prinia subflava (tawny-flanked prinia), 6297 nucleotides long. It is a transcript of the gene SLC44A5, whose product is annotated as solute carrier family 44 member 5. Gene Ontology annotation, molecular function: transmembrane transporter activity. Gene Ontology annotation, biological process: transmembrane transport. The transcript is spliced from 22 exons. The coding region runs from base 4067 to 6214 and encodes 715 amino acids. The record is from RefSeq and is a predicted model, not a curated record. NCBI's taxonomy places the organism in Eukaryota, Metazoa, Chordata, Aves, Passeriformes, Cisticolidae.
AGGGACUUGUGACUUUAAGGGGCAUAAGAUUUAUUUGCAAGAUAGAAUUGUGGGAGAGAACAGUUGAAAUUAAGCAGAAACACCCAAAGUCAAAAGGAAUGUUUGAAUCAUGUAUGAAAUUCAUGAAUAUGCAAUAACCUAUUGUUUUUAAGGGGCAGGAAAAAAGGAUGGGGCUGGGGGGCAGCUGCCCUUGCGCUCAGCAUGGGAAGGAGCAGGGUCAAGCUGUUGCAGGGAGAAUUCACUGUCAUCACUAGAGUCCAGUCCUAGGGACUACCACCAUCUGCUUGUGUGUCCAGGAAUCUUGACCUCUUUUUUCUUGCCUACCCUCAUAUCCUUGCCUGAGAUCCCCUUAAUUUCAAGAUUAUAAUUAUUUUGAGGGAGGGGUUUACAUUCUCCAUUCCAAGGGAGGCUUCUGCCUUCCCUAGCAGACAUGUGUCUUUCAAACUAGGACAUAACCUGAUCUCUGAAUUUCAUUUCUGCAAAUUCCAUAUUUUUCCAUAUUCUUCCACUAAAGAUAAAAAAGUAUAAAUUGUAUUAUAUAAUGUUAAAUAUAGGGUUGUUUGAAGACAUUGUAAUUUUGUAGUUUAGGAAUGGUACUACCUGAUUUACAGCUCCCACUGUGACUCUCCAAACCACGCUGCUGCUCACUCCCUCUUCCCCUUCUCAUCCCCCUAUGGCAGGCUGGAAAGGAGAACCGGAGACACAAAAGGUAAAGAUCAUGAGUUAAGAACAAUUUACUGGAAACAACAAUGAGAUAAGAAAAAUUACCAGUAACUGUAACAAUAAUAAUAAAAGUGUGCAAAAGAGAGUGAUUCACAUGCAAAAUGCUUAUUAAUCCUGACUGCUCCACCUAGAAGCAGCCCCCUUCCGCCCACCCCAACAAUGGUGAGAGGUAAAGAAUAGCCUCUUGAGUCCUGGCCACUGCAGAAAUUAACCUUGUCCUGGCCAGAACCAGGAUGCUUAUCCCAUGAAGUUAGCAACUGUAUUCUAGGCUGAACUGGGUUUUUUUUUUAAUUAGUAAUUAAAAGUGUUUUACAGGUUUGUUUUUUUUAAUUGUUAACAAACCAGAUUUUACCAUUUGUCAAUGAACUUCUGUUUUAGAAAUGGAAAGCAACUGGAAUUUUUUGCAAUGACCUAUGUAUUAAAAAUUACUGAAGUUACUGCACUAAACUUUUUUACGGUGUAGGUCCUGGAUUCAUGAUUUCUAAAGCAGAAUAAUUUUUGAUGUAGUGCAAUGCAACAAGCCUGGCAACUUCUUCUUAAUAGAAUUUGACAUGUUUUGGUUCUCUUUGAUCCCUGAUACAAUAGUAACUUGAAACAUCUUAAACCCAACAUUUUUUUCUAAAUUUUUGAUGCAAGCUCUUGUGAUUUUUAUAGUUUGUCUUGUGUUGUCUUGGGGUUUAGUUGAAGGGCCCAGGGUGGGUGUUUAGGGAUUUUUGCCCAGCUUUUUCAGUUUAGUAGUGAAAAAUGUCUUUAGUUUUUUUCAUGUUUUUUUUAAGCAAUACAUUUACUGGGAAAAAUUAAAAUCAAGAUAAUGUGAGUCAUGAACUGUAAGGAAAGAGAAGGGACAGAUGUGCAGAGCUUGAGAACAAAUGAAAAACAAUCAGUGGCAUCCUGUAAUAAUUUUGCUCUCUGUUGACUUUCUGAAGAAACAGAAAGUCGACAGAAACCUGAGAAGAUCAUUUUUGAACCACACCUGAGUGUAAAAAUCACUUGUCCUAUUUUUUUGUUUUUUUGAAAUGUGGUGAGACUUUUUCAGGACUAACUGCUUUAAGGAACAAAUAGUUUGACAAGCAUGGCUUUUGCUUUCGUGAAAUAUAAACAAAUAAAUCCUUAAGGAAGAGAGGUAGGCCUAGCCAUGCGUAAAGGAAGUACCUAGGACAUUUUUGUACUAAACGUGCUGCAUCUGGCACUUUAGCAGCCUAAAAAUUCUCAAGAUACAUUGUUUGGUACAUUUCUCCUUAUAGAAUCAGAUGUGAACAGAAGACCAGUUGUAGUGAACAUAUCUCUCUCAAAUGAAUUUAACACUUGUAGGUUAGAACCCAGAACAGCCAAGUUACAACGCUGCCAGCCCAAGCUGAGUAAAGGUGAGGUACCAUAUGAGCAGCACUGUGACGGUAUGGUGGGUGGGAUUUUAAUAAACAUUUAUAUUGUAAAACUCCGUUUGUGGCUCUGCAAGAUCAUACUAAUUCUAACAUUUAAUAGUAUACAAGAACCUAACCAUGUAAAUAUGUAUUGAUACAAUGUAGACACUAAUUUUAUAGUAAAACAUGUAUACUUAUUUUUAAUUAGUGUAGGAAGUGACAAAACACAACGUAAACCUGCCUCAAAUCACAAACCCUUUUCCACAUCAGGUAUUUACUUAAGGUCUAUUUCCUGGAACACAGGCAUCCUGGGUAGCUAGGCUGGGUAAGUGGCCUAGAGGAUAGGGGGACGACAUUAAGAAGGAACUCUCAUUAAAUUUGUAGAUCACGAGCAGUGCACAGAAUUAUAAACCUCUACCCAGGUAAUACUCUGAUGAAGUGGGAUGACUGAAGGAAGCAAGUACUCAUUUGAAAAUCUAAAAGCAUAAGUUCUAACAAUUCAAUAUAUUUGUGUGUGCGUGCAGGUGGGUGGAGAAUUUCUACCCCCACUAUUUCCACUACUAGCAGGCAAAACUACCUAUGUGAAAUUCAGGAAUUAUUGGAGCAACUGGCCUGAACUGAGACCUCUAGGAGGAUGGAUAAGAUCGUACAUAUGCCUGAUUUAGUUAUCUUGAAACUAGCUAAGGCAGCUACCUCUACAAGACCUGAUGAUGCAUGGACCACCUAUGUGAGAGGCACAUACCCUUACUAAUGCACAGAUGAUUGGUUUACAUUUCCACACAAGCAUAACAACUUCCAUGAUCUAUGGACAUUAAUUUACUUAUAAAUUGAGUCAUGUGCUUUUGAGGUGUUAAGCCAAUUUUUGAAAGGGUACCUUUAUUUGCCAGCCUUGGAAAGUCAGUUGUCCUCUAAAGUUCAUGUCUGAAAAUUAAUAGCCAACAGGCGCACUUCUGUUAUUUCAAAAUGUUUUCUCUUACAAAGUACUCUCUGUGUUGGACUUAGUGACAACAGACUAAUAGCAUUGUGACAUCUGCAUGUAGUGGCUUUUUGCUGUAGUGGUUUGUACUGUCACGACUGUAAAAGAAUCUCAGCAAUCAGACAAAUUGCUCGUAAGUGGCCAUUGCCCCAUUCAGAUAAAACGCAUGAUGUCAACUGAAGGACAGUUUAUGACCAGAAAUGCGUAUUUCUCAGUACUGAAGGGUUUUUUUUUUGACUGAAUCAUGAAAAUGCCCCAAGCCAGAACCAAUACACUUCCCCCCGUCGGGAGACAGACGCACGGCUGUCUAUGAACACGUGAGAACGCUUCGCCCUUCUCCAGCCCUCGGCCCGCGUGCCAGCUGCCGGGCACGAGGCUGCUGACCGAGAGCGGCCCGGCCGGCCCGGCGCUCAGCACGGGCGGCACGGACAGCUCCGCCAAGGGAGGUGCUUCCCGGCGGGGCCCGGGCGGGCGGCGAGCGGCUUCAGGGCCGGCCGGCCGCUUCCCACCAGCGGCAACAUCUCCGGGCUCCGCGCAGGGCACGGGCACAGGCGGACAGCACACGCAGCUACGGCCAGCGGCGGUUGGUGCGGGAGGAUGGAAACCGCCCUGCCAGGUACGGCCUCGCCGAGUCCGGCCCCGCUCUCGCCAAAUGCCGAAGUUGCCGCCGGGCCCAAGCGAAGUUGGCGAAGCGCGACCCGUCCCGGCUCCCCUCGCCGGCCCUCGGCGCGGCCGCUCCGCCCGCACCCUCCCUCCUCGCGACCCGGGCACCGGCACCGCCCCCGCGGGUCGGCGCAGGCGUCGCCGCGGAGCCGGCGGGACGGGAGGGUGGGCGUGGGGUGCGGGCGGUGCUGCGGGCGGCCGCGGCAGAGCGGAGCGGGAGGCUGCCCGGCCGCCGCCGCCUCUCAUGCCUUCACGGCAACAAAGAACGCGCUGAGCGGCGGGCGGAGGUGCCGGGCCUCUGGUUGUGCCCCGGCAGUGCCGGCGCGGAGGGCACCGGGAGACGAUGGCGAGGAAGGGCGAAGCCUCCGCACAUCUCUACGGUGAACCAAGGAAAUUUGACCCGAAAUUCAGAGGACCUAUUCAUAACAGGCACUGCACAGACAUUAUUUGCUGUGUGAUCUUCAUAGUUGUCAUUCUGGGUUACAUUGCGUUAGGAGUUGUGGCUUGGGUGCAUGGGGACCCCAGGAAAGUGAUUUAUCCAACUGACAGCUAUGGGCAGUUCUGUGGUCAGAGAGAUACCCUCAAUGAGAACAAGACCAUUUUGUUUUACUUCAACAUUCUGAAAUGUGCCAGCCCCGUAGUGUUAAUAAACCUACAGUGCCCUACAACACAGCUUUGUGUCUCAAAGUGCCCAGACAGGUUUGCAACCUACAUUGAUGUUCAGGCUUCUUACAGAUAUAAACCAGAUCAGUGGAAUUACUUCAGGCAGUUCUGCAAACCUGGUUUUAACAAUCCUCGCAAGUCUGUUGCUCAAGUCCUACGUGAUGAAGAUUGUCCUUCGAUGAUCAUUCCAAGCAGGCCUUUUCUGAAGAGAUGCUUCCCAGACUUCUCCACGAAGAAUGGUGUGUUGACCGUGGCAAAUCAGACUACAUUCAAAGAUGGAAGAGGGAAAACAAGAAAUGUAACUGAUCUCAGGGAAGCUGCAAAUGGCAUCAAUAAUGUCCUGGAUGCAAGAUCAGUUGGAAUGAAAAUUUUUGAAGACUAUGCCAUUUCUUGGUAUUGGAUUUUAAUUGGGCUGUUCAUUGCAAUGUUGCUGAGUCUACUCUUCCUUGUGUUGUUGAGAUUCACAGCUGGGGUUCUCUUCUGGAUUUUCAUCUUUGGUGUGAUUGGAAUUAUAGGUUAUGGCAUCUGGCAUUGUUACUGGGAGUAUGAUCAUCUUAAAGGAAUACCUGGAUCUGACCUCACUGUUUAUGAUAUUGGAUUCCAGACAGACUUCAAAGUGUACCUGCAACUGAGGCAAACAUGGUUAGCAUUUAUGAUAAUACUUUGUGGUGUUGAGAUCAUAAUCAUACUGAUGCUGAUCUUCCUAAGAAAUCGGAUCCGGAUUGCUAUUGCAUUGUUGAAAGAAGGUAGUAGGGCAAUUGGUUAUAUAAUGUCUACACUGUUCUACCCAAUCGUCACCUUCUUACUCAUUGCAAUUUGUAUUUCCUACUGGGCUGUGACAGCUGUUUUUCUGGCCACAUCAGGAGAACCUGUGUAUAAAGUAAUGGCUAAUCAAACACUGUGCAAAUAUGCAAACCUAACUUGUGACCCAGAGACUUUUAACACAACCAAUGUGACUAAAUUGUGCCCAGGUGCUCAGUGUACUUUUGCUUUUUAUGGAGGAGAAAGCCUGUACCAUAAGUACAUCUUCAUCUUCCAGUUAGCCAAUGCCUUUGUCUUUCUCUGGCUGGUGAACUUUGCAAUUGCACUGGGUCAGUGUACCCUUGCUGGUGCCUUUGCCUCGUAUUACUGGGCCUAUCGAAAACCAGCUGAUAUUCCACUGUGGCCACUCUUCUCUUCAUUUGGACGAGCAAUACGAUACCAUACAGGUUCACUGGCAUUUGGAGCCUUAAUUCUUGCAAUUGUCCAGCUUAUUAGAGUAAUACUGGAGUACCUGGAUCACAAACUGAAAGGUACUCAGAACUCCUUCACCAGAUUCCUACUCUGCUGCCUCAAGUGCUGUUUCUGGUGUUUGGAAAGAUUCUUAAAAUUUAUAAACAGAAAUGCCUACAUCAUGAUUGCCAUAUAUGGUAAGAACUUCUGCACCUCAGCAAAGGAAGCAUUCUUUUUGCUCAUGCGGAAUGUGGUGAGGGUUGCAGUUCUGGACAAAGUUACAGACUUCCUUCUAUUUCUGGGGAAGAUCCUUGUUGCUGGUGGUGUAGGUGUUCUUGCAUUCUUUUUCUUCACACACAGAAUACCAGUCUUUGCACAGGAAGUGCCAAUGCUGAAUUACUACUGGGUACCAUUGUUGACGGUCAUCAUUGGCUCCUACCUAGUUGCACACGGGUUCUUCAGCGUCUAUGCAAUGUGUGUCGACACGCUUUUCCUCUGCUUUUGUGAAGACCUGGAAAGAAAUGAUGGAUCUACAGCAAAACCCUACUUCAUGUCAGCUAGCCUCCACCGAAUUCUAGGGAAGAAGAAACUAAGCUCUAAGAAGGCAGUGGGAUAAUGAAUGCUACACCUCAACAUCAAAAAGUGUCACUUUUAAUCAAAACGUGUAUAAAGUAGGCAAAAGUAAAAACUGUAAAUGAU